Molecule: messenger RNA, 1635 nt
Organism: Trichoderma aggressivum f. europaeum
Lineage: Eukaryota; Fungi; Ascomycota; Sordariomycetes; Hypocreales; Hypocreaceae
Product: transcriptional regulator family: Fungal Specific TF
Exons: 4
Coding region: 1-1635 (544 amino acids)
Biological process (GO): DNA-templated transcription
Molecular function (GO): DNA binding; zinc ion binding
Source: RefSeq, a predicted model, not a curated record
AUGGAGGUCAUCUUAGCCCAACGGUUAUCCCAGCACGAUGAUGAUAUUCAGUUUGAAUACCCGACCUCGUCUCAGUCCGACCUCCGCAACGCUACCUCGUUUACUGGCAUCUCGCUCUUCUCUGAGAAAGGACAAGCAUGGAUCGAAUCACGCACUGGAAGCCGUAUGACGCCUCAGACCCUCUGCUCAUUUGGUCGCCAAUGGCACAGUCCGCGCCGUCUGUAUCUAGACUCGGAUGCAAUAGCUGCCGGUGCUCAGCCUUGCGAGCUCCCUCAAAGGUCGACUUUGGAGAGAUAUGCCGCGGCCUAUUGCUCUUCGACUGUGUGCCUCAUCUUUCCCGUCCUAAGUAAAGGUCUCUUUGCCAAGACACUCGACUUGGCAUAUUCCUCGCCUGAUUCUCCUUCUGUCGUUGCUGCUAGAGCGUGCGUCUACUCGUUUCUAGCUGUAGCUUCUAUUCUACAUAUUGAAGAUGAUUCUGCUGCGACGAUGUCCUGUGAGUCGUAUUUAGCAGCAGCCAGGUCGUUAAUACCCCAGGUUACGCAAGAAAUGACAGGGGAUGGCCUUCAAACCCUCGUCACAUUAGCCAUUGUUUAUUAUUUCCUGGGCGACCUCCAGUCUAUGGGCCUCUUCCUAUCGAUCGCUACACGGUUCAUCUUUGCUCUCAAGGCCCACACAAACCCUCAAGACGUUGCCAGAUCUUACUUUUCCUCUCCAUCAUCUUCAAAUCAAGCAUCUUCACCCCCGACCUCGCAAGCCUACGACAAGAACGACCGAACUCAUCAUCUCCGCGAUCUCUUCUGGACCUGCUACUCCCUUGACAAAGACCUCUGCAUCCGCACUGGCCAGCCAUCGUGUCUGUCAGACAUCCAUUGUGAUCUCACACUCCCCCCUGACUACUCCGUAAUGCAAAACCGCCACAUCCAGAGCCACACCAUCCCUGGCCUUGGUAGCCGAACCGUCCCCAUGUAUCCCUGGGAACUUCUCCUUUCUCAGAUCAAGUCUCGAGCCUACGACGCUCUGUAUUCGCCCAUGGCGCACCGCAAAUCGCAAUGUGAGCUUCUUGAAAGCAUCCGUGUCCUUGAUGAAUCCCUUGAGCAAUGGCGUAUGUCUCUUCCACCUGAUUUCCGCCCGACACUCACAUUUGGCAAAACGACACCUGUGAGUGCAGAUGUCAGCAUGCAGUCCUCCAUGGUUCGGUUGGCAUACUACCACUUUGUCGCAAUCGUUCAUCGAGCGAGCGGGAGGUGCAUGGCUCAGUCACCAGGGAACUAUCACGAGGGCGUACGAUCUAGUUUCAAUCUCUCCCUGGAUGCUAGCAGAUCGACGUUGGUAUACUUGCGCGUAGCUCUCCACGUCAUAACAGACGAUUGCUUCUGGGUCAUCAUCUAUUACCCCAUCAGCGCUAUACUCGCCCUAUUUUCCAAUAUCCUCUCAAGCCCUCUCGACGAAACCGCUCCCGGAGAUCUAGAAAUACUCAAGAGCGCCCCUACGCUAUUCAGAAGCAUCCCCAUACGAAAGCUCACGCUGGCCGAAUUGACGCACCUGAAACUUCUGGAUGCCUUUUCGAUGGAACUUGCCAGGUUGGGGGAGCUUGCUAUACAAAAGGCAAGGGACGGUGUGCCAACCCAUGGAUGA